Nicotiana tabacum (common tobacco) is the source of this 2788-nucleotide messenger RNA. RefSeq lists its product as uncharacterized. The record is from RefSeq and is a predicted model, not a curated record. NCBI's taxonomy places the organism in Eukaryota, Viridiplantae, Streptophyta, Magnoliopsida, Solanales, Solanaceae.
AACCCUAAAGCACCAAUUCGACCUUAGCUUAAAUCCUUGGGUCAGCUCCAUUGCUCCAAACCUCCAACCUCCAGUCCACUAUCCACAGACGCUCUCCAAUCUCCAUUCCAGUUUCCAGUAUGAGAUAAGUUUCUUUGUCCACGAUUAACCAAGGCGACAUAUUGAGAAAAAUCUCCUUUUCUUUUGUUCCGUUGAGCUCAACUUCCUGAGAAUAUAUCUCUCUGUAUUUUGAUUCUAAAACAAGGGAAGAUUCGCUAUUGAUUAAAAAGAUAAUCAGCGAUGCGCAGCCAUUAGCCAACCAGGGCACAGAUAACCGUCGGAUAACCGCUAAAGUUUAGGACAUUAAAAAAAUGGAUAACUAAUAAGCCGAACCGUUGAGCGCAAAUAUCCAUUUGAACCACCCGAUAAGCACCCCUAACUAUAACGGUUGUCAUGGUGACAGAGGACUAGUUAAAGUAUUCGAGCCCUAGCAAUUAGCAGAGAGAAGAUCUAAACCAGGGGAAGGAUGUCAAAGUCUCUCAAAGUUCUCAUUGAGGACCUGCUUCUAUUAUCAGAGCCAAUAAGAGAAUCACUCUCCAAGGCAUGCUAUACUCCUCCAGAGGGUUCCAAUAUCUCUGUCAAAUCCAUGCUAGUGUCCCUUCUACCUUAUAGCAACUCGCUUUCCAACUCAGAACUCUCGGAAACUGAAAUACACAGCAAAAUAGCGGAUUUUAGCUUAUGUUGUGCUGCAUUGGCUUCUACCUCAGAAUCCACUCACAAUCAGCUCUCUUGGGUUCCCAAUUUGCUAUCUAUAGCUGCAGCCUCUGCUUUCAAAGACCUAUCUAUAGCUUACGCUAGAAAAGUUGGUGGGAAUGAGUUAAUGAAAAUUGGCGAGCUGGAUGGGGAUUUGAAGUCUCUGCCAAAUGAGAAGAAGUUGGCCAUACAGUUAAUGCCUCAACUGUUGCCUUUGCUAAAAGACAAGAUUAAGGAGAGCACGAUAGAUAAAUCAAUUGAUGGUGAUGAGAUAUCAGCUGCAAGCGCUAGAGUUCCAGUGGCAUACGCCAUUGUUGCAGCUUAUCAGUUUAGAUGGUUCAUUUCUCAGGUGGAUUAUCCUCACCUAGGAAAAGUGUGCUCUUUGGUGAUUCCAUGUGCCUUAACAGCUCUUGAUCACUGGUCAUCUGAAGUAAAGGGACAGGGCAUGGUUAGCUUAAUACAUCUGGCAAAAAAUGUCAAUGCUGCUGAGAUUGGUUGCUAUGAAGAUGUAAUUCUUGAUGCUUGUUGCCAAAAUAUUGCUUCCGAUGAUGACAUAUGGGAGCGUGUGGUUCAAAUGUCUGUACUUAUGGUUACUUUCACCCAGAAAAGUAAUCCUCGAAGCAUAUGGUAUGAAAAAAUGUUGAAUGAGAUGUUGAGCCACUUGGAAAGGCAACCAAGAAACAAGGAGCGUUGUAUUGGAUGGCUACAGCAUAUUGAGCCACUGUUCAAUUGUCUUGGUCUUGUGCUGCUAGCUCAUUUCAGGCGUCUUUUUCCCCUUUUCUUCAAGUGGAUGCAUGCGGAUGAUGACAGAACUGUUCUACUGGUUCUAGAACGGAUCAAAACAGUUGUAAAGUUGACAUGGAUAAGGAAUUCGCCACACAUUGAAAGAUUGGUGGAUGAGCUUGUUAGUUUAUACAAGGAGGCAGCGCUGAAAAUUGCUCGUGUAGAAAUCAGAAAACUUGUUCUUCAGACACUAAUUUUGAUCCAUCAAUCCAAGGGCUCGCAGUUCAAAGCUGCUUGGGACAAGCACAAGGAUGAUCCUGACUUGACAGUUUUCCAUCAUUCCUUUAGUGAACAACAGCUUGCAAUGGUGGCAGCAUCAGCUAUCUUAGCCAGUUUUGUGCUGCAAAAUGAGCCUGUGCUUCUGCUUUUUCAUAAUAAUUUGCCAAUGAUGCUAUGAUCUAUUAAAUCAAUAUUCAGGUUCUAUGUGAUGGCUGGUUUUUAAAUACUCCCUCUAUCCCAACUUAUGAAAAGUCAUUUGAUAGUGUAGAUGUUGCCUUGAUCACGUAUUAAUUAGUCGUGAUAAUUAAAAUGUUAGUUUGAUGAGAAGAGGUGAAACUUAAACAAUUUGAACUUUUGAAACUAUAAAAGAUGUUUUAAAUGAUUUUAUUAGUCAGAUAACGCCAAAUGUUUUGGAACAUUGAAAACAGAACGCAAGUCAUAUAAAUUGGGGAUAGCGUGUAAUACUUGUGGCUUCUUGAUACAAUGGUGUGCGGAAAGUUUCUGCAGUUAAUGAUAUAAAGAUGGGAAUUUUUGUAUUCUGUCUAUAUGUUGCUUGCGGGGAGCUGUUAAUGGUUAGUGGCUUGCUGGACUUGAAUACAUACUUGGCCUUUUGAGUUGCUGAGGAGACAUUUUGGAGAAGUAUACAUUUAGUUCUUGCAUCAGUUUCGUGCUCUACAUAACUUGUUACUACUCCCCCGUUAGCUCUUCAUUCCUACAUAGAGUGGAGGGAAAUGGAGAAUUGUUUUUCACUUCACAAAUGGGCAGAAACAAUUGUCUGUUGGGGGUCGCAAUUGCCAUUCUAUGCAUUUACAGGUCGUUCAAUGAUGAGCUUGUUAUGCUUUUCAACUAUCCAUCAGACAAAGGGAUUGAAAGUGAUUGGCAUCCAUGUAAAUAGUUAGUUGUCUAUGUUCAAGUUUAGUUGUCUAUCGGCACAUACUUUCAAGUUUUAGUUAUGUAGUCACAAUUCAGUAAUUCAUAUUGAGAUGUAUUUAUUGUGAUUUUUCAUGUACUUUAAGCUUAUUUUGCUGUAAUGUACAGUAAAUAUUCUAUCUUA